AUGGGGAAUCAACCUGAUAAGAAGUUCACUUGGGUGAUUAAGAAUUUCUCCUCUUUGCAAUCUGAGAAGAUUUAUUCUGAUCAAUUCGUGGUUGGUGGCUGCAAAUGGCGUCUUCUUGCCUUUCCCAAGGGAAAUGAUAAGGCUAAUCAUUUCUCUCUGUAUCUAGUCGUUGCUGAUUAUAAUAUUUUGCCUAUUGGGUGGAGAAGACACGUUAAAGCUUCCUUUACUAUAGUAAAUCAGUUUUCGGAUAAACUGUCCCAACUUGGAGAAACUCAACCCUGGUUUGAUAGGAAGAGUCCUGACUGGGGGUUUACAGAAAUGAUUGCCCUUACCGAACUUAAGGCCAGAAAAGGAUUUCUGGUGAAUGAUGAACUCAUAAUUGUUGUCAAAGUUUAUGUUCUUGAAGUUGUAGGUAAAUUAGAUGUAUCAGAGGAAUCUUCACCAGUAAUAGAAACCAUAGAUGUCAAGGGGUUUCAAGUUUUUCCUUCACAGGUAGAAUCUGUAAACCGUUUGUUUGAAAGACACCAAGAUAUUGCAUCAAAAUUACGUCCAAAGAAUCCAUUUAUGAAGACGGCGUACAUGAAUCUCCUCCUAGGCUUAACCCGUACAAUGUGUCAAUCGCCUCAGGAAGUCUCCAAGGAUGAUAUAGCAGAGCAAUAUGCUGCUCUAGCGUACUUGAAAGAGGCGGGGUUUAAGUUGGAUUGGUUGGAGAAGAAACUUGAUAAAGUAAAGGAAAAGAAGGAGAAAGAAGAGGCAUUGAAGGAGAAGUGCUCAGACCUGGAAGCUCAAAUGAAAAAGGUGAAGGCCGAGUUGCUGGCAGCUAGAGCUCCUCUCUCCUUGUACGAUGACGAUGAUGAUGAGAGCCCUUUCAAGUUUAAGAAGAUGAAAAGAUAA
This is a messenger RNA of Eutrema salsugineum, 894 nucleotides long. Its product is annotated as MATH domain and coiled-coil domain-containing protein At2g05410. Gene Ontology annotation, molecular function: protein binding. The record is from RefSeq and is a predicted model, not a curated record. Bases 1 to 894 code for a protein of 297 amino acids. The transcript is spliced from 4 exons. Lineage: Eukaryota; Viridiplantae; Streptophyta; Magnoliopsida; Brassicales; Brassicaceae.